This is a messenger RNA of Galeopterus variegatus (Sunda flying lemur), 1808 nucleotides long. Its product is annotated as homeodomain-interacting protein kinase 2. Lineage: Eukaryota; Metazoa; Chordata; Mammalia; Dermoptera; Cynocephalidae. The transcript is spliced from 8 exons. Gene Ontology annotation, biological process: smoothened signaling pathway; peptidyl-threonine phosphorylation; intrinsic apoptotic signaling pathway in response to DNA damage by p53 class mediator. The record is from RefSeq and is a predicted model, not a curated record. Gene Ontology annotation, cellular component: nucleus; PML body; cytoplasm. Gene Ontology annotation, molecular function: SMAD binding; protein tyrosine kinase activity; protein serine/threonine kinase activity. Bases 47 to 1156 code for a protein of 369 amino acids.
GGCCCCUGAGAUCAUCCUUGGUUUACCAUUUUGUGAGGCAAUUGAUAUGUGGUCCCUGGGCUGUGUCAUUGCAGAGCUUUUCCUAGGUUGGCCAUUAUAUCCAGGAGCUUCAGAGUACGAUCAGAUUCGGUAUAUUUCACAAACACAGGGUUUGCCAGCUGAAUAUUUAUUAAGCGCAGGGACAAAGACAACCAGGUUUUUCAACCGUGACACAGACUCGCCGUAUCCUUUGUGGAGGCUGAAGACACCAGAUGAUCAUGAAGCAGAGACAGGGAUUAAGUCAAAAGAAGCAAGAAAGUACAUUUUCAACUGUUUAGAUGAUAUGGCCCAGGUGAACAUGACAACAGAUUUGGAAGGGAGCGACAUGUUGGUGGAAAAGGCAGACCGGCGGGAGUUCAUUGACUUAUUAAAGAAGAUGCUGACCAUAGAUGCUGAUAAGAGAAUCACUCCGAUUGAAACCCUGAACCACCCCUUUGUCACCAUGACACACUUACUUGAUUUUCCCCACAGUACACAUGUCAAAUCAUGUUUCCAGAACAUGGAAAUUUGCAAGCGUCGGGUGAAUAUGUAUGACACGGUGAACCAGAGCAAAACCCCUUUCAUCACACACGUGGCCCCCAGCACAUCUACCAACCUGACCAUGACCUUUAACAACCAGCUGACCACUGUCCACAACCAGGCUCCCACCUCCACCAGUGCCACUAUUUCCUUAGCCAAUCCCGAAGUCUCCAUACUAAACUACCAAUCUACACUCUACCAGCCCUCAGCGGCAUCCAUGGCUGCAGUGGCCCAGCGGAGCAUGCCCCUGCAGACAGGAACUGCCCAGAUCUGUGCCCGGCCUGACCCCUUCCAGCAAGCUCUCAUCGUGUGUCCCCCUGGCUUCCAAGGCUUGCAGGCCUCCCCCUCUAAGCAUGCCGGCUAUUCAGUGCGGAUGGAAAAUGCGGUUCCCAUCGUCACUCAAGCCCCAGGAGCGCAGCCUCUUCAGAUCCAACCAGGUCUGCUUGCCCAGCAGGCCUGGCCAAGUGGGACCCAGCAGAUCCUGCUUCCCCCAGCGUGGCAGCAGCUGACUGGAGUGGCCACCCACACAUCAGUGCAGCAUGCGACUGUGAUUCCUGAGACCAUGACAGGCACCCAGCAGCUGGCCGACUGGAGGUGAGCAGGAAAUCCUUCUAGGGUAAGCGAGCGUGUCCUGGAUGGGAGGUGUGUACACCACUGAUGCAGAGAGUGGCCAGGCUGGCCUGUAACUGAAUUUCCUGGUUUGUAAAGAGCUUUUCAAUUUAAAAUAUUUUUUUAAAAUAUUGUAUGGACUCUGACUACAGUGUAAUGAGAGAUUAUUUUAAAAUAAUCUGCCAGGAUGCAAGAAAAUCAUCUUCAUUCAUUUACCGUCAGUUGUCAUUUUCCACCCAAAAUUCAGUCAUAUGGUUUAAUCACCAAUGUAAUUCACAGGACUUGGCUCUGGAUGAUUUUUUGGUUGUUUCUCAGAAUCAAAUUUCACUCUCAGAAAACAAAGUUUUGUCACCAGUUAAAGAAUGCAGAAGACAGUCCCAGAAGCCCUAAGCAAUUCUGGAAAGUGUCCUAAAGAUGUGUUGAGACAUAGGCACACUGGAGUCUAUCUGACCUCCCAGGAGAGGGCUUGACAAAAUGGGGUUUAUUUGGAAUUGUAGACUCUGGCAUGUUUGUUGAAUGUGCCUCUUCAGUCAAUAGUCACAUAUUGUAGAUCAGGGUCCCCUUUCCACAGACCCUAGAGGCAUCCAUCUGACGCCUGCUGGCACACCAUACAUAACCCCCUGCAUCUGUUUCCAGAACUC